GAGCCUCUCGCAUGCGUGGCGUGCCGGAGUCGGAAGUUGAAGUGCGACCGGAUCAAGCCUGCAUGCACGAGGUGCUCCAAGCUCAAGGCCGAGUGUCAGUAUCCAGAGUCCAGAAGGAAGCCUGCAUUCAAAAGGAGGAAUGUCAAGGAGCUGGAGGAGCGCCUAGCUCAGGUGGAGGUGCUAUUGAAAGAUGCUGCUGGCAAGACGGGGCCUGCUCCCGAGGGCAGCAGUGAUAGGCAGGAGGGCUCGAUCGACUCCUCGAGACAGAAGUUCACGGACGAAUCCCUCAACUGGAGCUUCGCCGACAAUAACGUUCCCGGCCUGGGUGAGAAUGUGAAUAGUCAUAGCAACGUACCGCCCAUGGGGUGGGGUGCACCCUUCACCACGCCAGACAUGCGGUACAAGCCCAGGCAGGAGAAUGCCGGGGCGACUAGCUAUGAGCUGCUGGGUCUCGGGCUCUUCGAGGCCCUGCCACCUACCAAGAUGAUUGAGGAGCUACAUCAGACAUACUUUGUAAAGCAACACCCCCUCAUCCCUAUCGUCCACCCUGGGCGGUACAUGACAGCCUUCUACUCGGCCCCUCACCUGAGACCACCCAUGGCCUUGCAAUAUGCCAUCUGGACCAUGGCCACAAACAGCCAUGAGAAGUACUCGGGCUAUCAUGACGCUUUUCACCGUCGUGCUCGCCAUUAUCUCGAAGAAGACGAACUUAGAGUAUACGGCGAGCACUUCCUCACCGUUGCUCAUGCCCAGGCUUGGGCUCUCAUAUCCACCAACGAGGCCAGGUGCAUGUGGUUCACUCGGGCUGCCAUGUCCGCAGCUCGCUGUAUUAAGCUCUUGCACAUGUUGGGCCUACACAAACUUGACGACCCCGACGCUGUGCACAGAAUGUCGCCCACACUUGCACCUCCGAAAGACUGGACCGAGCUGGAAGAGAGGAGACGAACCUUCUGGGGUGCAUUUGCAAUCGAUUCUCAUGCAUCCAUCAGCACAGGCUGGCCGACGUUGAUCGACCCAGAGGAGGUCACCACGCAUCUUCCUAGUUCCGAAGAAGCAUUCAACAACGGUCAUGAGGAGACCACUUGCGGGCUACUGGAUGUCUUUUCGGGCUCGCCCUACUCAGCCUUCGCCGGUGCCGCCGUAAUAUGCCAUUUAUUCAACUUAAUCAUGAAACAUGUCCACCAUUCGAGGCAGGACGAUGCCGCAGACGAUUACGAAUAUGGCAAUUACUGGAAUAAGCAUCGAGAGCUGGACAACCUGCUGUCCAGCACCUUUAUGUUUUUACCAGAAGGAUUCCGUCUGCCGGCACACUUGAGGGAUCCAAUCGCGGUUCACACGAAUCUCAAUCUGCAUGCUUCGGUGAUUUGUCUUCACAACAGUGCCUAUGAGAAGGCAAAAGAACACAACUUGCCUGAUGUCAUCAAGAUGACGAUCAAGACCCGUCUUGUGACCGCCGCCCAAGAGGUGGUACACAUUGUCAAGAUGACCUCUCAUUCAAACGCCGGCUACAGGAGUCCUCUUGUCGCGCUCGCACUCUAUGUUGCUAGCUCUGUCUGUAUCAUACAGACCCAGGGGGAGGAAGGCUUCUCACCAAAGAUCAAGGCAGACCUCGAAUUCCUCGUCAUGGCCAUGGACGCCAUCGGCAAACAACACCUCAUCACCCUCAACUUCCUUCGGCAACUCAUGGUGGAUCUCGAACGCGCGAACCUAAUCCAUCUCCUCCGCAUCCCAGACCGCAACAAAUAUACAGGUGAAACCGUCUCGGUUGCGCCGUGUGGCAAUAAUAUUCCCCUGUUUGCACGGUCCCAAGCCUCGAGGAAGACCGACAUCUUGCCACCUUUGCCCGGAAGGCUACCUCUGAGCAAGCCGAUCGGC
Cryphonectria parasitica EP155 is the source of this 1875-nucleotide messenger RNA. RefSeq lists its product as uncharacterized. The transcript has 8 exons. Gene Ontology annotation, cellular component: nucleus. The record is from RefSeq and is a predicted model, not a curated record. Gene Ontology annotation, biological process: DNA-templated transcription; regulation of DNA-templated transcription. The annotation marks the transcript as partial. NCBI's taxonomy places the organism in Eukaryota, Fungi, Ascomycota, Sordariomycetes, Diaporthales, Cryphonectriaceae. Gene Ontology annotation, molecular function: zinc ion binding; DNA-binding transcription factor activity, RNA polymerase II-specific; DNA binding.